Cordyceps fumosorosea ARSEF 2679 is the source of this 1671-nucleotide messenger RNA. RefSeq names its product Zn(2)-C6 fungal-type DNA-binding domain protein. Gene Ontology annotation, biological process: regulation of DNA-templated transcription. The record is from RefSeq and is a predicted model, not a curated record. The transcript is spliced from 3 exons. Gene Ontology annotation, molecular function: DNA-binding transcription factor activity, RNA polymerase II-specific; zinc ion binding. Lineage: Eukaryota; Fungi; Ascomycota; Sordariomycetes; Hypocreales; Cordycipitaceae. Bases 1 to 1671 code for a protein of 556 amino acids.
AUGAGCAGUAAACCGGCCGCCGCCGACGGAUCGCGGCGCGGGAGCCGCGCCAAGCCAAAAUCCCCCAAGCCGCCCAUCACCCUCUCGAGCCCAAACACCAUAGCCGCCGCUGUCACGAAAAAGCGAUACUCCAAGACGAAGCUGGGAUGCAAGACGUGCAAAGUCCGCAAGAUUCGCUGCGACGAAACAUCCCCAGUCUGCAACAACUGCAUCAAGUCCGGCCGCCGGUGUGACGGCGUCGCCGAACCCGCCAACAAGGACGGCGGCCUCACCUUCACCGCGCCCCUCACCCUCACCCACUUCCGCCCGACCCAGACCGGCUGGUUGACGCCCCGCGAGGUCGCGCACCUCGACCUCUUCCGCCACGAGCUCGUCUAUAGCAUCGUCGGCCACGUCGGCACCCCGGCCUGGCGUCGCCUCAUCCUCCAGGCAGUCCACGAGGAGGUGGCCCUGUGCCACGCCGUCGUCGCCUUUACGGCGCUUAGUACGUCCGGCGAUGCCGGCUGCGACGCCGGACUGGCAACGACAUCGUCCGUGGCUGCGCAGUCGCCGCCGCAGAACGCCUCUCGGGAAAAUGAGUUUGCCCUCCGACACUACGGGAAAGCCCUCGAGGCCAUGCGCCACGUCUUUCGCCACGACGACAAGCGUUCCAUCAACACAGCUCUUCUCUGCACCCUGCUGUGCAUCUGCUUCGAGUUGCGAAUACGAGAACCAGCCACCGCUUUGACACACCUUGAACACGGACUACAAGUGGUUAAUUCAAAUCUACAUACUGUCGAUGAGGCCAUCACAACCGCAUUCGCCCGUCUCGAUCUCCAAGCCGCCAUCUUCCUCGGUAUCCGCCCUCCUGCGCUCGAUCCGUCCCGUGUAGCCUCGCGCAUAUUUGUCUUCGACUCCGUCUACCAAGAAGCCGACAACGCCCUGGCCGGUCUCACCAACCGCGUGUGGACCUUCAUCCGCACCGUCGCCGACGAUUACCGCUACGAAGACCCUCCGCAGCAGGCCGUACCCGACGCUGUCGCUGCUCGCGCGCGCGACAUCCAGCAUAGCCUCGCCGGCUUCCGCAUGCACUAUCUCACAGCCGGCAGCGGCAGCAAGCUGGACAAGAUGCUGCCCGAGCAGGUCAGCUUGCUGCGCAUUAAGUACCUAACCUGCGUCAUCGUCAUGAGCGGCUGCCUCGCGCGCGAGGAGACGGCGGCCUACGACGCGCACGCCGCCGACUUUGUCGCCGUAGUGGAUCUCGCAGCGGACAUCCGCGCGCGGCAGCAGCAGCUCAUCCCGAGCCAUGCCACCGGCGGCACAGGCAGCUUCCAGCUCGAUAUGGCCGUCAUACAACCGCUGUACCUCACGGCGACCAAGUGCCGAUGUCCGGUGACGCGGCGGCGCGCGGUGCGGGCGCUGCGCGCGGGGCCCGACUUUGAGGGCGCGUGGGAGGCCGCUGUCAACGCGCGCAUCGCCGAGCGUGUGAUCCAGAUGGAGGAGGAGGGCCUCGCGUUUGACCUGGAGAGCCUUAGGGACGGUGAGCUGGUGGAUGUGCCGGAGAGCGUGCGCGUGCACGCCGUGGACAUUUGUGCGGAGCCGGCGCAGGGCCGCGCGACGGUCUACUUUAGUCGUCGGCCAAACGGGCCGGGCACGGAAUGGGAGGACUUGCAGGAGGAGAUAACUUGGUAG